UUUUCUUUUGGAUAUUGGGGGUGACAUCUUCUAUACGUUUUUAACCCACCCAAAAUAAAACAAUAUGCUUUAGAAGUUGCAAAGGUACAGUUGUUUGGUACUGUGAUCAAUGUUUCGUGGCACCACUUUUCGUGCUGCGCCUGUUUUUUGUCGUAUUGUUGAUUCAAUGAGGCAGAGCGAACCUUUUGCGCGUCAGGGCAUUCUUUACCCCAUCCGUGUGGAGCUUGGUGAGGGUGUCGAAUCUUGUACGCCGUUUGAAUUCCAAUGUAAAAUAGACGUUUUGAUGUCGCGGUCGAAUCGAUACGCCUCGGUGAAAACUGGGAGAAUCUUUAACCGAAACAACACCGAGGCCACCAUCAUCAAGGCCUAUGGACAGUACAUCAUUACGGGCAAUAUGCGCGGGGGCUACGUAAAGGGUGAUCACCGAUACGGGCCUCGACUGACCGGUUGCGGCGGGGCAACGACAAAGCCAGGAUUACGGUGGAACGGAGAGGAUCUUUGA
Phytomonas sp. Hart1 is the source of this 502-nucleotide messenger RNA. NCBI's taxonomy places the organism in Eukaryota, Euglenozoa, Kinetoplastea, Trypanosomatida, Trypanosomatidae. The record is from the annotation of a GenBank genome assembly.